AACAUUAGCUGGUGUGUACACACUGACGCUGCGCAUUUGCCAUUGCGUACUUCUGGCUCGCACUUGUGUACAAUUCGAAAUUCAAAAGCUAUGUGAAGCAAUGUCAAACAAUAAUAGUACAAAUCGUAGACUACAUUAUGAUAGAAAAUUACAGAGUACCUCGCGCAUUACUCCCAAAAUAAGAGAGUAUCUGGCGGAACUGUCCAACGAUCGUGAAUUGGGCCUGGAACGCUUCAUGGCCCUCUCAUCAACCACUUCCACAACGAGCAGCAACGUGAGCGUCGGCGCGCCAAGCAGCCGCUGCCGCAGUCGCAGUCGUAGCAGCAGCUUGGGGGUUGCAACAACAGCUGCAUGCGCAGCUGCCCAGGCCGUCGCUCGAAAGCAAAAGGAAUGCGUCUCGUCAACUGAGAACGUGAAACAGAUACCCAUUGUUAUGGAUACCAACGCGGCAAGUGGUCCACGCAUCGCAUCCGCCUCAGUCGAGGAUGUGCGCACACCAACUAAAGGCACGCAGACGCAAACGCCGCUGAUACAAAACCGCAAGACUCAAACGCCGGAAUCGGCGCUCAAAUCGCACAAGCGUCUUGAAUGGGAUCCCGCCGCUGAUGUGGGUUAUCGCUAUGGUCGUGCUGCCUCCGCCAGCAAUAUUAGCACAUUGGAGCGCUCAGUAUUAGAGGCGGCCAUACAGCCUGCUGCAGGAUGGCCAGGAGGAGAUCGACCCAAUCAUUCAGAAACCGAUUUGAAUCGACUGCAGCAGGAGGGCAAAAAGGAGCAAAAGCAACAGAAGCCAGCUGCACCGCUUGCCUCCAGCACCUUUGUCCAAGGCAAUCGCACUUGCAGUCAGCCACAAACGACGCCUAUAGCUACGCCCGUGGCCACGCCCACACCUGUGCCCAGCCAGAGCUCGCGCAGGGAGAGUUGCGCCACCUCCGCCGUGAGCAGCUUUGACUAUCAGCAUAACUCGCGUCCCUCGACCAGUCAGAGCAACAGUGGAAGUCAAAGCCAAAGCCGAAGCCUCAGCGCCGAGGAGCUGCUGCGUCAUGUGGAGCAGCAGCGUCAAGAGCGUGAAUAUGCAGCGCAGCUGGAGCAGGUGCUGUGCAACCGCCGCAACACAAACAAGGAAAGGAGGGAGCACAAGGAAAAUAAAGAGAACAAAGAGAACAAACAGCCACCGCAGCAGCAACAGCAGCAGCAACAGCAACAGCAGCAACAACAGCAGCAGCAGCAGCUAAAUAAGUCUAGCUGCUCGAGCUCCACUAGCUCGCCCGCUAAAUGCGAUCUGGAUCUGGGCAUUGAUUUGCUCUGCUCGCUGGUUAAUAAGCGCAGCCUUAGCUAUGUCCAAAAGAAACAGCUCAUCCGGGAUAUAGCCAAGCGGUUGGCCUGCCUCGAUCUGAUGACCAGCAGCAGCAGCAGCAUCAACAGUCGAACCGAUGUCAAGCGCGGCCAGCACAAGGAGGCGCAGCUCAAGGAGAAGCAGAGAAGAGAGAAAUUUAUAGCUGGCGGUGCAGAUACUUUGCGCCACAGCCAGCAUCUCAGAAAGGACGUGGGCGUCAAUACAAGUAAAAGGAAUUCGCUGGAGCACCCUGUGCCUGCUGCAACCACGCCAGCUCCAGCAGCUGUGCCUUCUACUGCACCUAGUCCAGCUGCUGCUCGGGCCGCAGCUUCACUGACUCCCGCCUAUACUGCUACGCCCAGGCAGGCUCUCGUCUCUUUGGCUGCUCCUGUGCCUGCUCCUCGCACACGCCUGGCCACGCCCGCACUCUCACCACUGCCCUGCAGCUAUACAUCCACUAGCAGCGGCGCCUCCAAUGAGCUGGUCACCCAAAAGACAAAUAUACAGAUUAGAUACACCGUCGAGGCUGUCGACGAGCAGGCAGCCGUGCAGGAAUGGCUGAAUCCCAUGACGCAGAGCGAGAUUGAGUAUGAGGAGAAGCGACAGCAACGCGUCCAGCUGGACUCGGAGCGACGCACGCAGCUCAACUGGAUCGAAACGGAAAUUAUGCGUCUGCGCACGCUACAGCAUCUAUUGACCAGCGCUGCCAAGGGCGUGCUCCCGCCCCCAUCCAGCGCAAAAAGUGUGCGCAUACCCAUCCAGCUGGAGAAGGACCAUGGUCAGGCCAUGCCAAAUGCAGUGAAUGGCAUGAAGCGAUUAGAUCAAGCGAGGCCAAAAGCAGCGCCACCAGCCACGACCAUUGCAACACCUCCCUGCAGCCUUGGUGGUCCAGCGGCUGCACCUCCUCCGCCUCCUCCUCCACCACCACCACCACCGACGAGACCGCAACUCCCGCCUGCACGUACGCCCGCCACCAAGCAGCUGCAGCGCAGCAAAAUGGCCACGCCCACUGCACUUAGUGAACACUCGGGCAGCACCGAGAGUGUCUGCUCCUUUGUCCAGCAGCGACAGCGCCAGUUCAUGGCCCACUAUCAAAAUCAGCAACAGCAACGCCUGGAGCAGCAGCAGCAGCAACAGCAACAACAGCUCCUCCUGCGACAGCAGCAGCAGAAGCAGCACGUCAUCUAUCGGCAGCAACAGCUGCACCAGCAGCAACAUUAUCAUGCCACGUGCCACAUGCACCAAUGCCCGUAUCAGAAACUCCAACCACACCAGCAAUGUCAGCAACAUCAAUACCAACAACAACAGCAACAACAAAAACAACAAUGCCAACAACAGCCACAAAGUCAAUACAUGGAAAUGCAAUACGCUCAGGCUGUUGGCAAUAUCUAUGGCUGUCUGGAUGAGGGCGCCAUCUACUAUCAAGUGGUCAACUCGCAUGCCUCGCCUUGCCAUGUGCACACUGCGGCAGCAACAGUGACGACGACUGCGGCAGCGGCAUCGGCAGCUGCAGCAGCAACAACUGCAGCAAGUACCAAUUGCACAACCACGAACUCCACCUCAUCCAUGUUGUGCAUUAGCUCGGAGAUGUCCAUACCUUUGAGUUUGGCCAAUGCAUGUGAGGCGACGACGACAACAACAACGACAACAACGCAUCAGUAUGACGAUGUGGCGUGCCAUCAGCAGCAGCUGCAGCUGCGCCAGCGUCGACGUCAAUCACAGCACAGCUCCAGUUCCAGCGAGCAGAAGCGACCGCAGCAGCAGGGCUUGGAGGGGGAACAGAGGCAAUCUCAGCAUAUGCUGCAAGUGCGGCCACGUGGCAUUGCCUAUGUCAUACACUUCAGUUCGGGUGCGGACGCCAGCGAGGAAACGCCGGAGUCAUUAUCCUUGCAGGAUCAUCUGCAACGUGCUCGCCCACAGUUCUGCGCUCAGUCCAAGCAGCGCAAAGCGAUUCUCAAUCAGAUGCAGCUGCUGCGCAAUGCACGCCGCAAAGAGCUCGAGCAGCUCAUCGAAUACGGCAGCCUUGACUCGCUGGACCAGCGACUGGAGCAGCUGCCACCACCUGCCACCUCUCGCGUUCGCAUCUUUACCACGCGCCAGAUGAAGGCGUUGACCAGCAAACGGUGCGAGAAACUGCCCGAGGUGAUUGCCGCACAGAAUCGGGAGUGCGAGGAGCGUCGCCGUCGCAGCAAUCGUAUACUGCGUGACGUCUUCAAUCGGCGUUUGCAGCGUCGCGUUCGCUGUGGCAAGCUCACACUCAAUCACAGUCGCACCGUUAUCUAGUGCAAGUCCAGGCAGCCAACAGUGCCAGUUGCAAAAUA
Molecule: messenger RNA, 3654 nt
Organism: Drosophila mojavensis
Lineage: Eukaryota; Metazoa; Arthropoda; Insecta; Diptera; Drosophilidae
Product: Alstrom syndrome protein 1 homolog a
Exons: 5
Coding region: 101-3616 (1171 amino acids)
Source: RefSeq, a predicted model, not a curated record